Postia placenta MAD-698-R-SB12 is the source of this 1158-nucleotide messenger RNA. RefSeq lists its product as hypothetical. The transcript has 3 exons. The record is from RefSeq and is a predicted model, not a curated record. The coding region runs from base 1 to 1158 and encodes 385 amino acids. NCBI's taxonomy places the organism in Eukaryota, Fungi, Basidiomycota, Agaricomycetes, Polyporales, Adustoporiaceae.
AUGGACCCUCCACCCCGCAUUUCCGCCGUCGUUGCGUAUCAGAUGGCUUUUGGGAAACGCAGGUCAAAGACCCGCUGCAGUGAUUCGUUGUACAUCACUGCCCAGUCUCACUUCACUGAACCUGUCGUUGAGCGGUUCAAGACGAUCAUGCAGGUUUUGGACACCGAGUCGGGCGCUAUCUUCGACAAAAUCUUCCAGGGUUCUGGUUGCGAGAUACCGCCAUCACAGACCGGCGUAGAGAACCUGAUCAGUCAAGGUAACAAUGUCACUUGUCAACCAGUUCUGCCGCCUCCUAGCAACUUGAGCGAAUUUCAUCACGGAGCAACUGAGACUGCGCUUGUCCCUUCUCUCAUGCUCACUAUUCCUACACCUCAAAUGCCCGCUUCUCCUGUCUUCGUUCCUCAGUCACCAAUUACGGUAUUCAAGUUCGCCGAAGCGACCUCUAGGCAAUUCACCCCCUUGGCACCUUCAAGCUCCCCGUUACCGGUCCCUGCGAUCCCUAUCUGUGAGGACUGCUGCCUUAUCGUGCCCGAAAGUGGUCAGCAAUGUGCUUCCUGCGAGCGCCAGUGGUUGGCCUGCAAGGUGUGGUAUCAGGCAAAUGACGGCGGGCGUAGGCAGCGUCUGAAAGAGCCAUACAUCAAACCCGCGGAGAGCAACGCUGCAAAUAGGGCGCUAAUGGAUUUCCUGGGCGCACCGACAGGCUUGGGCAACUCCUACGGCUUAGGCAUUCGGGCAGGACCGGAGCAAGCAAUGAGCAAGAGCAGGUUCAGGCGACUCGCACCUUUGCUUGCGCUGGCUACUGCAGACUCGUCACUAAGCAUUCUGAGUGGUAGAUCACUCGCGGCUACACUGGAAUCUUCCAAGGCCCUCGUCAAGAAGCUGCGACUGGAGGCGUUCAACAGCUCUAUGAAGCAAUUUUGGGCGAAGAUCGCGCAGCAAGCCCGAUGUAUACCCAUUGCCUUCGUCGAGACACUGUUUCCCGCUAGUCUGUUUGGAGCCACUACUAGCUCAUCCAGUAGUUCGUCGUUUCGCCGCUCUACUUUCGGCGAUGACUUUCUGGGCGAUCCGCGGCUGCGCGCGCAAUCAUCGAGACGUCUGGCCAUUACGUCUACCUCGAGGUUCCUUGAACAUCUAGUCGAAGCAUCCAGCACUACCUGA